UUUUUCUCCUGUCCGACCGGACAUGGAACCAGUGUUGAGCGUGAAACUGUUUCGGACCAAUAUUUCCUUUUUAAACAUAAUGAAAACAUGUUUGCCGCGUACUAGAAUGGAAACCCUUAUUUUUAAAUAUCUGCAAAUAUUAGUUUAUAAGUGUAAAUUUAACCAAGCGAAGGUGCCGCGGAAGUUGGUGAGUCUUCUUGGAUUAAAUUGUCUUCAGGUGUCCAUCAGGUGGAGUACCUCAGGGUGUGCUGUUGGUAGAAACAUGGAGAAGCCAAUGUCCUCAGACAGAGCAGAACUGGAGGAGACCACAGGCCUGGUGGAGGAAGGUGAAUUGCCUCAAGGUGCUGAAGGUGGAGAGGUGGAUCCUCGGACUAUGAGGAAGAGAAGCUCGUCCCGUAAGAGUUUCCGUCUGGACUACAGACUGGAGGAGGAGGUGACAAAAUCCUACCAGGACAAAUCUGGGCGCUGGACUAACCCCUGGCCAACAUGGCGCUUUCCAUCCUACUCCAUGCUGUUUAGGUUUCUGGUGCUGGAUAAAAAUCACAGCAAUGUGCCAACAAGCAAAGAGGUUCUGGACAGUGAACUCCCGGUAAUGGAGCCAUACUUUGUCCAAAAUCCAGAAGUGUCAGACUUUCAUGCUGGUAUGAGGGUAACCUGGCUGGGCCACGCUACGGUUCUGGUCGAAAUGGAGGGGGUUAAUAUUCUGACUGACCCGAUUUUCAGCCAGAGAGCAUCACCGUUUCAGUUCAUGGGGCCCAAAAGAUACAGAGGACCCCCCUGCACAGUGGAACAGCUGCCGAGGAUAGACGCAGUCCUCAUUAGCCACUCUCAUUAUGAUCACCUGGAUGCUGGAUCUGUUGCAAGCCUUAAUGCACGUUUUGGAGGGGAGCUACGAUGGUUCGUGCCCCUGGGUUUGAUGGACUGGGUGGCCAAGAUGGGCUGUGAGAACGUGAUGGAGCUGGACUGGUGGGAGGAAAACUGUGUCCCGGGUUAUGACAACAUCACGUUUGUCUGCACACCUUCUCAGCAUUGGAGCAAACGGACAGCGUGGGACGAUAACAGGUCUUUAUGGAGCAGCUGGUCUGUUCUGGGUCCGAACCAUCGAUUCUUCUUCGCCGGCGACACAGGCUACUGUUCGUGUUUCCAGGAGAUCGGACGCCGCUUCGGGCCGUUCGACCUCGCAGCAAUCCCGAUUGGAGCGUACCAACCCAGGGAUAUGAUGCAGGGACAGCAUGUGGAUCCAGAGGAGGCUGUUCAGAUUCAUCAGGACCUUCAGGCCAAACAGUCUGUAGCCAUACACUGGGGGACCUUCGCCCUCGCCUAUGAGUACUACCUGGAGCCACCAGUCCGUCUCAGAGAGGCCCUGGAACUGAAGGGACUGAAACCAGAAUCCUUUUUCACUUUGCAUCACGGGGAGUCUCGACUUAUAGCUGCACAGGACAGAGACGUCUUUGAAUGAUGUCUCUUCAGCGCUCUGUAGACUGAAUCUGUAAAAACAAACAGUGCUCAAGACUCAUGACUUCAUGUGAAGACUGAUAAUUACAUAAAAAUGAAUGUUUUAAGGUGCAUACAUCAACUGUUUGUACAAGGACACUUUGAUCUAACCAAAAAGUCAUAGGAUAAAAUACUAUACCAUUCAUUAAAUAAAAAGAAACCACACAUGGUGGGAAGAAACAACUUACAUGUUGAAUCUUAGUAGGGUUGGGGUUUUGGGGGGUCUGCACACUGCCUCAGAAACCCUUUAACCCUGAGGAGGAAGAGGUAAAGAGCAAUCAGAGCAAGUUUCACAGAUCAGGAUUUAAAGUUUAAACUCAGUAAAGAGAAACCAGAAACCUCCAGCCUUGCUUGGCAUCUUUAGCCUCACACACAAAGAUUACUAUUGUUUUUUUUACAUGGGUGCUGCCAUGCAAGAGGAUUUUUCUGAAUGUGCCACAGUCAAUCCAGAACUAUAGUUACCUGUUUACUCUCAACAUUCUGAAAAACAUACUGAAGUUGAGCUGGGCUUAACUUCUAAGUGCUUUAGUUGGAGCUUCAGCUGUUUUGGGUUUUUAGGGUGCAGUGAAAACAACAAAUCUUUGAUCAUCACUUUGGUCUUUUACAGGGCAAAAGUAGAAAGGUUUUGGCAUUGCUGUGACAGGGAUUUUCCUCUUUGUCUCAUCCUGAAUGUACAACAGUAACAGCACAACUGAAACAAUGUACUGCAGUAACCUGUGAGGCUCAGCCAGUUGUGCUUUACACUUUAUCACUUUCUGUAAAUGUCACAUUAAAUAUACCAUCCAAGUCAAA
Girardinichthys multiradiatus is the source of this 2286-nucleotide messenger RNA. It is a transcript of the gene napepld, whose product is annotated as N-acyl phosphatidylethanolamine phospholipase D. The transcript has 10 exons. The record is from RefSeq and is a predicted model, not a curated record. Gene Ontology annotation, cellular component: cytoplasm; membrane-bounded organelle. Lineage: Eukaryota; Metazoa; Chordata; Actinopteri; Cyprinodontiformes; Goodeidae. Gene Ontology annotation, biological process: N-acylethanolamine metabolic process; N-acylphosphatidylethanolamine metabolic process. Gene Ontology annotation, molecular function: zinc ion binding; N-acylphosphatidylethanolamine-specific phospholipase D activity. The coding region runs from base 23 to 1459 and encodes 478 amino acids.